Molecule: messenger RNA, 998 nt
Organism: Phytophthora nicotianae INRA-310
Lineage: Eukaryota; Oomycota; Peronosporomycetes; Peronosporales; Peronosporaceae
Exons: 3
Coding region: 101-850 (249 amino acids)
Biological process (GO): intracellular protein transport; clathrin-dependent endocytosis; clathrin coat assembly
Cellular component (GO): clathrin coat of trans-Golgi network vesicle; clathrin coat of coated pit; plasma membrane
Molecular function (GO): clathrin heavy chain binding; structural molecule activity
Source: RefSeq, a predicted model, not a curated record
CGUCGUUUCAGCUGAAGGGGGGAAGCCAUAGCUAAAAUCCCACGUGCCGCGACUGUACGGCAGCAUCACAAGCUACUAGCGGAGACAGACAGAGAUUGCCAUGUCAGACCCGUUCGGAGACAGCAACCCCGUGGAGGACGAUGUUCCGCAGGAGAUUUCGGACUUUGCACCGCCUGCCGACAACAGCGGAGAUUUCUACGAGGUUGAGCCGACCGAAGCCCACACAAAUGGGGAGUACGAAGAGCACACGGAGCAGAGUUUCGACCAGCACACGGAGGAGAGCUACCAGCCCAUGGACUUCGCUCCCGCCCCCGUAGACACGCAUGCCGACUUCCAGGCCGAGAUCCCGCCUGCCCCCAUGGAGAUCCCCGCUCAGAUCCCCGCUGUGGAGGAGGACAACGAGCUCACCAAGUUUAUGCGUGAGUACGAGGAGAAGAUCGCGCUGAAGGCACAGGAGCAGGAGAAGGUGGCAAUUGAGUGCAAGGCCAAGGCCGAGGAGGACAUGGCCCAGUUCUUGGCCGAGCGCCAGCGCAUCAAGGAGUCCAAGAUGCAGUCCAACCGCGUGUUCGAGCAGGCCACACUGGAGAAGAUGGUGGCGGACCUGAAGAACGAGAACCCGUGGGAGCGCGUGGUGACGCUGGUGGAUCUCGAGACGAGCCGCAAGAAGAAGCUGGACGCUCUGAACAACAACAAGAAGGACUCGAAGAAGCAGGACCCCAAGCCCGUCGCCGUGCCCGCCAAGAAGACACCCGAGGACGAGGAGGACGUCUCUAGAAUGCGACAGCUUUUCGUGCAACUUAAGGCUUCGCCGCUCGAGCAGACGCGUGCUGACGCCGUAGCUGCUAAUUAGACGAUCUGCCAGCACGACAGAGAUCAAUUUAUCGUCUCGAGCAGGAAAUAAUCCGAAUUUAGGGAUGUGAGCUGGUCGUUUGAUUUUCUGAAGAUACUUUUUUUUUCAGCCAUGACACGUGUUUGCGUUGUGCCUAGGCUAACAAAAC